Molecule: messenger RNA, 2452 nt
Organism: Pelmatolapia mariae (spotted tilapia)
Lineage: Eukaryota; Metazoa; Chordata; Actinopteri; Cichliformes; Cichlidae
Gene: ppp2r2ab
Product: protein phosphatase 2, regulatory subunit B, alpha b
Exons: 10
Coding region: 305-1642 (445 amino acids)
Cellular component (GO): protein phosphatase type 2A complex; cytosol
Molecular function (GO): protein binding; protein phosphatase regulator activity
Source: RefSeq, a predicted model, not a curated record
CUGUGGUGCGGGGUGGGGAAGAAAUGACUUGUGGGAUGCGAAGUAGCCGGCGGCAAGAGAGGCAGAGGAGGCUGAUUGACACACGGAGAGAAACGUCAGGGAGCGUAGCGGGAAAUAAAAGAAGGAGAGUUAUAAAACAUCCAGCUUUACGGUUAAUUUAAAGCCUCGCAGACAUUUCGAUCUGCGCACACGAACAGCGGAUACCGAGCGGAAGAAAAAAAAAGUUCAGAUCCCACGAAUCAGCGCGUGGGAGUGGGAAGCAGGAUCGUGACUGACUGAGGCAAGCUCCACUGUCUGUCUCGUUAUGGCAGGUCCUGGAGGUGACAUGCAGUGGUGCUUCUCUCAGGUGAAAGGAGCAAUCGAUGAUGACGUAGCUGAGGCGGACAUUAUAUCUACAGUUGAAUUUAACCACACAGGGGAGCUGCUGGCCACAGGAGACAAGGGUGGACGCGUAGUCAUCUUCCAACAGGAAAUAGAGAACAAAAAUCAGCCUCAGUUCCGGAGCGAGUACAAUGUUUACAGCACUUUUCAGAGCCACGAGCCAGAGUUUGACUACUUGAAGAGUUUGGAAAUAGAAGAGAAAAUCAACAAGAUUCGCUGGCUUCCUCAGAAGAAUGCUGCUCAGUUCCUGUUGUCAACUAAUGAUAAAACGAUUAAAUUGUGGAAAAUCAGUGAACGAGACAAGAGGCCAGAGGGCUACAAUCUCAAAGAGGAGGAUGGGCGCUACAAGGACCCUAACACUAUCACAUCUUUGCGGGUACCAGUUUUAAAACCCAUGGACCUCAUGGUGGAAGCCAGUCCACGGAGGGUGUUUGCCAACGCUCACACCUACCAUAUCAACUCUGUCUCAGUCAACAGCGACAACGAGACCUACCUGUCUGCAGACGACCUCCGCAUCAACCUCUGGCACCUCGAGAUCACUGACCGCAGCUUCAAUAUUGUUGACAUUAAACCGGCUAACAUGGAGGAACUUACAGAGGUGAUCACAGCAGCAGAGUUCCACCCUCAUCAAUGUAACACCUUCGUUUACAGCAGCAGCAAAGGAACCAUCCGACUGUGUGACAUGAGGGUUUCAGCGCUAUGUGACAAGCACUCAAAGUUGUUUGAGGAACCAGAAGAUCCUAGUAAUCGCUCCUUCUUCUCUGAGAUCAUAUCAUCAAUCUCAGAUGUUAAAUUUAGCCACAACGGACGCUACAUGAUGACUAGAGACUACUUGUCUGUAAAGAUUUGGGACCUGAAUAUGGAAAACAGGCCUGUGGAGACAUAUCAGGUUCAUGAGUACCUGAGAAGCAAGCUGUGCUCGCUAUAUGAGAAUGACUGCAUCUUUGACAAGUUUGAAUGCUGCUGGAAUGGCAAUGACAGUGUGGUGAUGACCGGCUCAUAUAACAACUUCUUCAGGAUGUUCGAUCGCGGCCACAGACGGGAUGUGACAUUGGAGGCGUCCCGUGAAAACAGCAAGCCCAUGCAGGUCCUGAAGCCCCGCAAGGUGUGCACAGGCGGCAAACGCAAAAAGGAUGAAAUCAGCGUGGAUAGUUUGGACUUCAAUAAGAAGAUCCUGCACACUGCCUGGCAUCCCCAGGACAACAUCAUUGCGGUGGCAACGACCAACAACCUCUACAUAUUCCAGGAUAAAGUGAACUAAUUGCAGGGUGAGCUUGUCACAUCUGGCGCGGGUGAUGUCAUUUUUAACCACCCGCAGCCUCACAGCCUCAUCCAGGGCGAUCUGUGGUGGUAAUGCCGACAACCAGCAUCCCUGUCCGGCCCUACUGAGUGACCAGACUUUGCCACUAGAUGUGGACAGAGGAGGACUUGCUCUUGCCCAUCAUCAGUCUGUCUGUGGCAGAGUGAUGCCUGCCUUGUUGUUAAGUGAUGUUGUGCCAAUUUCUUUCUCUUCAUCAUAUUUUUUUUUUUUUGCCAACCCGCCUGCCCUUUACUUUUCUAAUGUGGGUGAAACAAGUUUAAUUUCCUUAAAAUUCUGAAUACAGACACACUUAUUUUUAUAAAUACCCCCCCCAUCCCCUAAAAUGGUAGAAAAUGAAAAACACCUAGUUUGUCCCAUUAUUAUCCUGUGCCAUUGUAGUGUUUACUUUUCUAAGAAAAGUUUGACCUUUGUUUUGUGUACACUUUUUUUUUUUUUUCACUAAUUCAUCAGUUCUGCUGUCUGUUUUUGUUGAGUGUCUUCACAUUUCCUUUUUUUCAUUAAACCAUACAUUCAUCACAACUUGCUGCUCAUCUUGGACACAUCCAGGAUUUUGAGAAGUACAGUGUUUUUUGCUUUCUGGGGGUUGUUUUGUUUUGUUUUUUUGUUGUCCGCUCAGAUUUGGUCCAGUGAGGUUUUUGUCCUGCUUGCCGUUUCUGUCACUGUGCCUCAGGCUCUGGUUGGCCAAACAGGCCCAAACUCAGUAAGAGCUCCUUCUUUGUUUUUGUUUUUUUUUUUUUUUGUUUUAUUCCC